Molecule: messenger RNA, 735 nt
Organism: Sinocyclocheilus grahami
Lineage: Eukaryota; Metazoa; Chordata; Actinopteri; Cypriniformes; Cyprinidae
Exons: 3
Coding region: 124-735 (203 amino acids)
Source: RefSeq, a predicted model, not a curated record
CGCUUAAAAGAGGGGGCUGUGCCUGUUUUGUUUGCCUGGAAUGACUACUCUCUACCGGCAGCCAGACCAAGCGUCUGGGAGAGAACACAACGGCCAGAGAAUGAAGUCACUGAAGAGGUAAGCAUGGAUGUUGAAGUGUUGCUUCAGUGCCACGAUUACGAUGCCAAGCCAGACCCAUCAGCAUUGGAUAUGGCUUGUGAGAAAAUAGAGGCGCAACAGCAGGUGAUUGAAGAACUGCAAAAGAGGCUGGAAGAGGUUACACUGAAGCAGUCAUUUGGUUUGGAGAGGUUUUCAUCAUCGGACGAUGACAUCAGAUUCUAUACCAGAUUUGCCAGCUACCGCCAUCUACAAGCAUUUUGGAGAAUGAUUGAACCUGUAACUAGGAGAAUUGUGCGUGUUGGUACACGGACAUCCACUUCCAACACAGCUGGAGCACCUCGUCGACCGAGCCGAUGCCUUCCACUGAUCGAUGAACUGUUCCUCUUCUUGGUUUACCUGUCGCUGGGUCUGAAGGAGAAGGAUCGGUUCAACAUUCAUCAGUCCACCGUCAGCAGGAUCAUAAAGACUUUUUUAUAUACUUUACUGGGUGCUGUCGGAAUAUGGAUGUCUCCUGAGGACAUUAGAGCCACAAUGCCGAGUGUGUUCGGCAAAUACUCUGACACCCAAGUUAUCGUUGAUUGUACUGAGCUGAAAUGUCAGACACCUUCAUCUUUACUCUUACAGAGUGAGAUGUAG